CACAUCACGAUAUACUAAUUGAAGCAACGUUUUAUCGGUAUUAAUAAGUUAAUGGUUUCUCGGUCAUUAACCACAGCCUAUCUUACGCUCCAAAGAAAAUUAAAAUCAACAGCCUAUCCUACGACCUUGUAUCCUCCUCCUAGGACUUCACAGAGACAGAGUGUCGUUAGAGAGAAGAAGAAAAACAAUUUGUAUUUUGAAAAUAAUAACAGGGGAAAACAAACAAGAAAUAUUGAAGUCAGAGCAAACAAGAAUUCUGCAACAAUGGCCAUGGCUGGUUUGUACAGAAGAGUUCUUCCUUCUCCGCCUGCAAUUGAAUUUGCUUCUACUGAAGGGAAGGAACUUUUCAGUGAAGCCCUUCAAAGUGGAAAUAUGGAAGGAUUUUUCAAGUUAAUUUCUUACUUCCAGACGCAGUCGGAACCUGCAUAUUGCGGAUUAGCCAGUAUUUCAAUGGUCUUGAAUGCCCUUGCAAUUGAUCCACGAAGAAAAUGGAAAGGACCUUGGAGGUGGUUCGACGAAUCCAUGUUGGAUUGCUGUGAACCUUUAGAGAAGGUCAAAGCUGAAGGAAUCACAUUUAGUAAAGUUGUAUGUUUAGCUCACUGUGCUGGAGCAGAAGUUAAAGCUUUUCGCACAAAUAAAAGCUCAAUCGAUGAUUUUCGCAAAUAUCUCAUGACAUGUACUUCAUCCGAAGAUUCCCAUCUGGUUACAUCAUACCACAGAGGACCUUUGAAACAGACAGGGUCGGGCCAUUUUUCACCUAUUGGUGGGUACCAUGCUGCAAGAGACUUGGCACUGAUUUUAGAUACUGCUCGUUUUAAGUAUCCUCCUCACUGGGUUCCGGUUACACUUCUUUGGGAGGCCAUGAAUACUAUUGAUGAAGCAACGGGGCAUCAUCGAGGGUUCAUGCUUAUCUCAAGGCGUUUGAGGACACCAUCUUUGCUUUAUACCUUGAGCUGUAAAAACGGGAGUUGGAAUGAUACUGCAAAGUACUUGAUGCGGGAUGUUCAUGACUUUUUGCAAUCCGUCGCUGUGACGGAUGUUCAGAAAGUUCUCUCAGUUGUAGUUACAUCACUUCCUGCCAAAUUUACAGAGUUCAUCAAGUGGGUGGCAGAAGUGCGGAGACAAGAAGAUGCGGGUUCAAGUUUAAGCGAAGAAGAAAAAGAAAGACUUGCAAUAAAGGAGGAGGUAUUGAAACAAGUUCGGGAAACUGAACUAUUUAAACAUGUGGUUGAGAGUCCAUGUUGUAGGAGCAUUCCAUCUUGGAACGACAAAGACACCUUGCCUGAGCUCGCAGCUAUGGUCUGUUCCCAAGGAGCGGAAAUUCUGUCAGGAAAAUUAGGUUCCUCAAACGGGUUCUGUUGCAAGGAUACAUGUGUAUCAUUAACAACUGACGGCGACACACCUAUUACCGUGGUCUGUGGGACAGUCGUUACUGGUAAUAGUCAACAAGGGGUCGAUAUGUUGGUCCCUUACUCUGAAACAAAUCUGUGUGGUUGCCAUGUUUCUGGUCCAUGUAAAUCUAACACGAUGCACCCAGUAUGCAGUGACAUUCUUACUGCACUAUUACUUGCAUUGCCUCCUCAUACAUGGUCCGGUAUAAAGGAUGAAAAGCUUUUACAAGAGAUCUAUAAUCUAGUCUCAAUAGAUAACCUCCCCCGGUUGCUUCAAGAUGAGGUCCUGAACUUGCGGGAGCAGCUGCAUUCCCUGAAGAUAUGCCAAGAUAAAGAGGGAGAACAUGAUGAUCUAGGUGUGCCUUCUCUCUGUCCAUAGUACUUUUGUGUUUCAUCUUUAUUUUCUUUUUGUUCUUGGCCUUUACCAUCCAACUUUCAGGAGAAACAGUUAGUAUCCACUGUAAGCUGUAAAUAAUGAAGCACCAAAACAGAGCUAAACAAAGAGAAACCUAGAUAAAGUGCCAUCUGAAGCUUUUUUAUACCUGUAUUCUAGUUUCUUUACUCUUUUUUCCCUCUUUCCCCUCGUACAGUUGUUUCGUAAAAAGAAACUAUUUGUAAACUAUGAGGGGAUUUUAUAGCCAGGCUGAAUUAAUUGCACAUUCUUUUAGAUGCUUGAAAUUUUCUCAUAGUAUAUUACACGUUCUUUGAAUGUCUAAAUAGUGUUUUACCGGUA
Papaver somniferum (opium poppy) is the source of this 2124-nucleotide messenger RNA. Its product is annotated as glutathione gamma-glutamylcysteinyltransferase 1-like. Gene Ontology annotation, biological process: detoxification of copper ion; cellular detoxification of cadmium ion; response to metal ion. The transcript is spliced from 8 exons. The record is from RefSeq and is a predicted model, not a curated record. Lineage: Eukaryota; Viridiplantae; Streptophyta; Magnoliopsida; Ranunculales; Papaveraceae. The coding region runs from base 52 to 1770 and encodes 572 amino acids. Gene Ontology annotation, molecular function: glutathione gamma-glutamylcysteinyltransferase activity; metal ion binding.